Molecule: messenger RNA, 1185 nt
Organism: Vitrella brassicaformis
Lineage: Eukaryota; Vitrellaceae
Source: the annotation of a GenBank genome assembly
UGUGAUUCGACUGGACGUGCACAACAGCAAUGAUCUGACCAUGAAGCCAAGAUCUGCGUUAUCUGCUGCCAGAUGAAGGUCGGCGCUGCUGUGAUGGCCGUGUUGUGCCUCACGGCCUCGGCCAUCGACAGGGGAGGGACGGGAGCAGGUCAUGCACGGCACGCAUCCAAGCCAGGACCGUCCCUGGUCCCUGGCUUCCAGCCAUCCCUCUCCGUGAGCUCUCUGAGAACAGCCACAACGACGCACAUGAGUGUCCGGUCCAACCUGAAGAUGAGUGCAGCACCCGCCGUUGCACCCCCCACUGAGGCGCAGCCGAGGAAGAUGCUGCGGCUGCGCGUCAAGGAAGACGAAGAAGAGGCAGGACGAGACGAUGCGCAAGCGGAAACCGAGGCAGCAACCACUGUCCAGCUGACAAGGUGCGGGCAGAUGGAUGAUUGAUAAGCCCACGUGUGCCAUCACUCUCUCUUUCGUGUUUGGUAUCUUUCGUCAGGGAUCCGGGCACGGCUACGAUGGUCCUUCGAGGCAUCCUGACACCGACUGGCAAGACGACGGUCAUCGGCAACGCCAACCAGGCCCCUCGCAGCGGCGGCUCGGGACUCCAGGCGGCCACGCUCGAGAUGCGAUCGGUGAUGCUGAUGCUGGCGCUGGUGCUCCUGCUGGCGAUGGUGAUGCUGAUUACCCGGACCAGGAGAUGGAACGGCUGCUUGUAGAGGGGUCUCCAUCACUCCCUUUUUCGGUGUGCGUUCUGUGCUGAUAUGAGCUGAGCUCUGUCUGUGUGUAUGUGUGUCUGUGUGGGUUGGUUGCCGUUUGAAUCAGCGUUGUGCAUGUCGUGCUGGCCCGCUGAGUCAGGCGCUGCUGUAAAGAGAUGACGUCUUAUAUGUACUUGUGGAUUUCAAUCAAGGGAGGGUUUAAAGACUUUCAAUGCGUGUAUGUGUGAGUCAGUGGGUGGGUGGGUAUCUGGUCGGUCGCCUACUGGCGACGGAUGGAUGGCCGCGAACGGAGAGAGAGACGGACCAAGGGGACGGAGGGGUGUGACUGAUAUGCUGUUUGUUCAUGACUGACUGCUGCUGGGUGACACUCUGCUCGAUGGACGGAUGCGAUCAAUUGGCGUCUUUUGAAUUGUUGACCUAUUUUUGGUGCCCAAACCGAUGAAUGAAUGGAUGGAUUACUCAAUAUCAGUCGACG